GCAGUGUUCCCGGUUGAGCACACACAGAGCUGCAGUGCUGCUUAUAACAACAACAACAACAACAACAACAGCUUUAAAACAGUGCUGAGUGAUGGAGGACGGAGAGGAGAUGGAGCAGAAGUUUACUGCCCUGCUUUCUGUUAGUGAAUCAGAGGAGGAGGGUGAAGCUCAGAAUGCGCACAUAUGUGAGGUGUGUGGAACAUAUUUUGAGACGAGGCGUGGUCUCUCCAGCCACGCCCGCUCACACCUGCGUCAGUUGGGAGUUUGUGUUUCGGAGAGCAGCGGCGCCCCCAUCAGCCUCCUGUAUGAACUGAUCACCGAGCGGGAUGGAAAACUGCCCUUCUCCCCCAAACACCCACCCACCCCCAGCACCACUCCCAAACUUAGCACCACGCCCAAACCCAGCACCACGUUUAAAACCAAAACUCCCAACAAACUCCUAACCAAACUCAGUCCUACAAAUAAAUCUGGAACCAAAAAAAUUUCUGCAACCAAACUGAAGAUCAAACUCGGGGAGUUUGUGAAGAGGCAGACUUUUGGAUCUUCAGCUUUAGGGAGGAAUGCCUCGACCCCCAGCAGCUCCGCUCCUUUAGUCAAUAACAUCAAACCACCUAAAGCUCCGCCUCCGACCCUCUCUCCAGCCCCGCCCCAGGACUCAACUUCAUUUUUAGACUCACCUUCAUCCUCACCUGCGCUCCCCUCCCAACCUGUCGUGACUAAACAGGAACCGGAUUCUCUGAUUGAUCUGAUGGACGUGCCGGGCGUGUCCCCACACUUUGAUGCACACGUGUGUGAGCUGUGUGGCGCUUGGUUCGAGACCAGGAAGGGUUUGGCCAGUCACUCCCGCGCUCACCUGCGCCAGUUUGGGGUUGAUAUGGAGUGUAAGGCCCCGCCCAUACAGGUGUUACAUGACCUGCUGCAGAAAGAGGUGGAGUCACUGGGUCAGAAUGCAGAUACGGUCCUGACUUGUGCCCCGCCCAUGAGCCACAUGUCUCCGCCUCGUGCCCCGCCCAUCAGCCACAUGUCUCCGCCUCGUGCCCCGCCCAUCAGCCACAUGUCUCCGCCUCGUGCCCCGCCCAUCAGCCACAUGUCUCCGCCUCGUGCCCCGCCCAUCAGCCACAUGUCUCCGCCUCGUGCCCCGCCCAUCAGCCACAUGUCUCCGCCUCCUGCUAAAAAGAAAAAAUCAUCUCUGACAGAAGGCAAAACACUGCAGGAAGUGAAGGAGGCGUGCUGUGAGUUCUGUGGCGAUGCGUUUAAGUCGACUCAGAGUUUGGCGAGCCACGCCCGUUGGCACCUGCGCCAGCUGGGACUAACUGAAUGGGGAGGGAUGCCGAUGGCGAUGCUGAGAGAGCUCAUGGCACAACGCGGCUGCACCCGCUUACCUAAACCCCCCCACAGCAAAUCUUCCUCACCAACCAAACGCCCGUCUGCCACCCUCACCAACCCCUCACCCCUCCUGCCGACCAAACCCCUACCUGUAGCCACACCCCCUUCAUCACCUGGACCCUCCCCCAUCCGAGUCCCUAAAGCCAGGAAGGGUUCGAGGAUGGUGAAGCAGAAAGUUCUGUCUGAGGAUUCGACACAAAUCCAUCCUGCAGCUCCGGCGCUUCAGAAUGUGACUGUACCAGCUGCAAAUCCACCUCCUGCAGCAGCCAAUCAGAUUUCAUCAGCAGGCUGGCAGGAGGAAGUGGGCGUGGCCGAGAUGGUACAGUGUGAUUACUGCAGUGACUUGUUCGAGAGUCGUAAAGCUCUGUCGUGCCACGCCCGAGCCCACUUGCGGCAGAUGGGUGUAAAAUGGGAACAGUACGCCUCUCCCAUCGACACGCUGCAGGAGCUCGUGAUCCGAGAGGGCAGAGGUCAGAGUUCAGAGAGUAGGAAAUCCUUCAUGCCCUCACCUGUUGAGUUCACCUUCAGAGAAAGAACCGAGCAUUUGGAGAGCCCGGGUACAGGAGGUACCAGUCCGGCAUCAGCUACGUGUGAGCUGUGUGGGUUUGAUUUUGAGAACAGGAAGGCGUUGGCAAGUCAUGCACGUGCUCACUUGCGUCAGCAGGGGGAGCAGUGGGGCUCCAGCCAAUCACCCAUUGAGGCCCUCAGCCAAUGGAUGAGCAGAGAACCAGAAAAAGUGAAGCAGCUCCAUCAGCUUUACCUACAGGGGGCGCUACCACAUAUCCGCAAGCAGAGGCGUAUCUCCUCUCCCAUCAGCCCUUCUGAUACCGACCCCGCCCGUUCAGGUGUGAGCCGCCCUGCCCCUACAGGUCGGGAGACUAAAUCAGGGAUGGGUCACUCUUUCACCUCACACAGGAAGUUCUCAUCUCAUCACCACAUCCCCAACACAACGAAUGACUUAACCCAUCGAGUCAAAGGUUCUGAGAAUGGUCCUAAACCCCUUCGUCCGAGAGCUGAGGGGGCGGAGCCUCUAAAGCGUGUGGGUAACGCCCCCUCUCUGGUUCCACCUCCACCAGAAACCAGUCUGGUUAAAGUGGUGGGAAAGAUGUACCUGCUCAAGUGCCGGUUCUGUGAGCUGGUGUUCCGUGGUCCUCUCUCCAUACAGGAAGACUGGCUCAUCCAUCUGCGACAUCACAUACUCAACCCCACUUCCACUCCCACGGCACCCCCCACAGACAGGCCUCAGCUGAUUGGCCAGGCAGUGUAGUGGGCGGGUCUGGUUCAGAUUAAUGGGUUUAAUAUGUGAUGUCUUUUUAUUCUGAUUUUAAAUGUUUUUAUACAAAGAUUUUGGCAAAAUGUU
Messenger RNA from Trichomycterus rosablanca, 2746 nucleotides. RefSeq names its product WIZ zinc finger a (gene wiza). Gene Ontology annotation, biological process: regulation of transcription by RNA polymerase II. The record is from RefSeq and is a predicted model, not a curated record. The transcript has 10 exons. Lineage: Eukaryota; Metazoa; Chordata; Actinopteri; Siluriformes; Trichomycteridae. Gene Ontology annotation, molecular function: RNA polymerase II cis-regulatory region sequence-specific DNA binding; DNA-binding transcription factor activity, RNA polymerase II-specific. Gene Ontology annotation, cellular component: nucleus. The coding region runs from base 92 to 2653 and encodes 853 amino acids.